UUCACUAUGUCACUGGCUGAUCCCACAGAAAGGACUCUAGAUGGACACCUCCCCAGCGUGGCCCUAGAGAGCAGCAGGAGGUCUUCGAAAUAUGAGGGCCACAGCCCAGGUUUCCCCGGGACCGGGAACGCCUCGGAUAGGAGCGUUGAUUACAGCAGAUCCCAGUGCUCCUGCAGAAGCUCGAGUUCUCACUACGAUUACUCAGAAGACUUUCUGUCUGAAUGUUCAGAAACUGCAGUUAACAAAAAUGAUUUAGAGAAGGCUGUCGUAAAAGGAAAAAAGGAAAAGAAAAAGUAUCCUGUUUCUAAAGUUGACAGGUGGCCUUAUUACAGAGCACCACAGUACUGGGAUUUCCCGGGCUUCUUGCCUUUCAUCUCAGCUGACGAAUCAAGGUUUGAGGCGCCCAUGAAGCCUAACUCUCUGUCUCGGCACCCCAAGAAGAUGGCCUUCGAGUCCGGCCAGAAGGAAAUCUCAGCUGAAAAAAAGCACCACUGGAAUGGACCCUUUUCAAAUUCUCAACUCAGUGUGGCUGCCCUCAGAAGAGGCACCAUGGCUCAGCGCCUGCUCUCAGCGAGGCUGCAUAAAAUUAAGGAGCUGAAAAAUGAAUUAGCUGAUAUACAUCGCAAGCUGGAAGCCACUGUCCUAGAAAACCAAUUUCUGAAACAACUUCAGCUUAAGCACUUGAAAGCUAUAGGAAAAUAUGAGCAUUCACAAAAUAACCUACCUCAAAUUAUGAUUAAACAUCAGAACGAAGUAAAAAAUUUAAAGCAGCUCCUUAGAAGAUCCCAGGGAAAGGAAAGAACCGUGUCUAGGAAACUUCGAGAAACAGACAUCGAGCUGCUGAAGACUAAAGAUGCCUUGCAGUUCCUGCAGAAGCUUUCUGAAGACAAAAAUCUUGCAGAGAGGGGAGAACUUACUCAAAGAUUGUCUGUUGUCACAGCAAAAAUGGAGGCAAAUGACAAAAAAAUACAGAGCUUGGAGAAACAACUGAAACUGAAAAAUAAAGCCUUUACUCGGCAGUUGGCCUCUGAGAAUCAGAAGACUUUAGAAGCUCAAGCAGCUACAAAGACUCUGCAAACAGAAGUAAAGCACCUUCUACAAAAACUUAAGGAGAAGGAUCGAGAGCUUGACAUUAAAAACAUCUAUACUAACCGGAUAUUUAAAAACUUACAUGACAAAGACGACUAUCCAAAAGUUUCUUCAACAAAGUCGGUCCAAGCAGACAGGAAGAGUUUUUCAUUCCCAAGUGUGAGACACCAGGAAAGCCAAAAAUCGGAAGAUGUCCCGUCUUGGACGACUAAGGGUAAAAAGACGGCAGGCAGCGUUGGUCAUCAAGAAAGGUCAGUGGAAAUGAUCCAGGCAAUUCCUCAAGGUAUCAGUAAACUCCCAAACCAAGAGGAUUCCAAGCGAAAAUAUGCAGAUUUAUCCAAGGAAGAGGGACAUGUGGAAGCACAGCCACCUCUGGAGAAUACUGGACGACAGAGAGAGAGAACAGAAGACCAAGAGAAGAUCAUUGUAAUGAAAGAAGAACAGGAACUACCACCAAAAAGAAUUCAAGUAGUCCAUCCCGAAGGGGAAGGUGGUCAGGAAGAUGAUACAGUAAAAGAAAAGUUUAAAAGUCCAGAAAUAAGUGACAUGGACGAAACGCCAGAUAAAAAUGCUCCUCCAAGUAUCAAAAUACCUUUCAGACAAAGAAAGCAUUAUUCAUUCACAAAAGCAAUUGAAAACUUGCAUCACGGGCUUCCUGCCUCUGGUGGGCCAGCCAAUGCAGGCGCCACGAGGUACACUCACAGCACAAGCAAGCACUGUACUCACACAGAAGAGCUGAGGCUGGAGCAUCCUGCUACAGCCUAUGAACCCUCUUUUGGUAAAUCUUCCAGAAAAGCAACAGACACAACUUUCACAGAGAAGAAAAGCAAUCUAAUGGAAGAACUCUUUGGAUCAGGCUAUGUCUUUAAAAAUAGCCAAACAAGUACUGCUGCUAUGAAAGGGUCUGAGGAGACUUUGCAGAGUAAGAAGAUUCACCAUCUAGCCCCUAGUCAGGUCUCCGCCAGCAAUGCUUUUGGAGAUUCUAAAGUUACUGUGGUAAAUUCUAUUAAGUCAUCUUCACCUACAGAAGGAAAGAGGAAAAUAAUUAUUUAA
This is a messenger RNA of Phacochoerus africanus (Common warthog), 2142 nucleotides long. RefSeq names its product lebercilin LCA5 like (gene LCA5L). NCBI's taxonomy places the organism in Eukaryota, Metazoa, Chordata, Mammalia, Artiodactyla, Suidae. Gene Ontology annotation, biological process: intraciliary transport. The coding region runs from base 7 to 2142 and encodes 711 amino acids. Gene Ontology annotation, cellular component: axoneme. The transcript has 8 exons. The record is from RefSeq and is a predicted model, not a curated record.